Epinephelus fuscoguttatus (brown-marbled grouper) is the source of this 4512-nucleotide messenger RNA. RefSeq lists its product as uncharacterized. The transcript has 4 exons. The coding region runs from base 2265 to 3086 and encodes 273 amino acids. Lineage: Eukaryota; Metazoa; Chordata; Actinopteri; Perciformes; Serranidae. The record is from RefSeq and is a predicted model, not a curated record. Gene Ontology annotation, molecular function: zinc ion binding.
CCGAUCCUCAGAAGGAAAUCUCCUCACCCUACCCCCUCAGACCAAACACCAAACCUGGGGGGACAGAGCCUUCUCUGUUGCCGCCCCCACCCUCUGGAAUUCACUCCCCAAAUCCAUCAGAGACUGUACAGACCCCACACCUUCAAAUCUCUCCUAAAAACCCACCUUUUUAAAUUGGCUCUUAAUCUGUAAACUAAAUAUGUCUAAUUUUCUGUUCUAUCCUAUCCCAUCAUAUUCUAUCUCUCCCUGAUCUUUUACAUUGUUUCUGUAUUCUAAUUGUGUUAUUAUUCUAUAUUGUUUUGUAUUUUAAACUGUUAUUAUUUUUAUGUAAGCGUCUUUGAGCACUUUUAAAAGCGCGUUAUAAAUAAAAUAUAUUAUUAUUAUUAUUAUUAAGGUCUUCUGACUCUUUAAAAGUUGACAUGGUGUCUCUAGCUCAAAGUAUUAGGGACAAGAAGAGGUUGAAAGUUGAUGAGUUUUGAAGAGGAUUUGAAGAUUUUCCAAUUUACUUCCAUUCACACUAAUUAGACUGCCACCAGAGUGCCACCUAUUGGCUGAUUUGCACCGAAUUUUGCACAAACCCUCAUCGGGCCAUGGAACACAAUUAGCAGAAGUGUUGUGGUAAUCCGACUGUAUUUGGUCAAGAUAUGAAAGACUGUCUGUUCUGAAAACAAUAUGCAGGAAUUUGUUGUUUUAUAUUUUGGUUUUUUUGACAAACAAAAUUCUUUUAAUAACUUUUUGUCAGGAGGGUCCACAGAUGCUUCAUGCAAAGUUUGGUGCAAAUCAGUCAAAUCGCCUAGGAGGAGUUUGAAAAAGUAGGUUUCUCAUUGUUCCCAAUUUUGCAAAUGGAAAUUUAAUGCAAAAGUGGGUGUGCCUUACAUCACACAAUUCAGCUGAAUUCAGGGAACACUGAGAUAUAAAGUUUCAAAACGUGCAACAUGUUAUAUGUAUUGCAUUGAAAAUAGUGCCACCUGCUGGUCAUUUUUGGUGUGUGAGUUACAGGGGCCAGUCUUUACCACCCCUAUCAAUUUCAUUUCCAUACGUGUUAUGGUGUUGGCACAGUGCCAAAUAUUAAGUUAGACUGCCACCACAGUGCUACCUAGUGGCAGAUCGGUAACUCCUUUUUCAGAUAUCCUCAGGAGGGCAUUGACAAUAAUUGUUCUAAGUUUCAUGUUAAUCCGAGCAACUGAUGUGGAGAUAUAAAAUACUUCAAUUUAAAGAGCGUCACCUUGUGGUCAUCGCCUGAUAUUUUGCACAGAGCCUCAGGGGUUCAUGGGGAACUAGUAAACUGAGUUUCAUGUCAUUCGAACACACCAGUGUGGAGAUAUGCAACACUUGCUGUUUUGUACCAAAUCUGCAGGAAGCAGACUUCAGAAUUCUUUGGAAUAUCAAAAUUCUUUUAUUAACUUUUUGUCAGAAGAGUCCACAGAUGAUGUGUGCAAAGUUUCGUACAAAUCUGUGAAAUUGCCUAGGAGGAGUUUGAAAAAGUAGGUUUGCAGCAUUUUGUGAAUUUGCGGGAAAAAAAUGGAGGUGGAAAUGGGCGUGGCCUAUAUCAUAAGAUUCAGCAUAAUUCACUGAACGCGUGCAUACAAGGUUUUUGAAUGUGCCACAAAGUAUAUGGGAGUUAUGAGCCAAAACGCACUCGAUUAUAAACUCCUUGAUUAUAGCGCCACCUAGUGGUGGAAAUGCGCUGAUUGCACAGACACUUCCGGGUUUGACUUAGUGCUGCUCGACUGUUUCCGGUUCAGCGAUGGCGACGUUCUACACCCGGUGUUUACAGGAGCUGCCGAAGUUAAACAUCACCGAUGUUCAUCGGAUUUGCAGGACUACUCAAACUCCAACCAGCAAAUUAGACAAAGGUUUUAAAUUAUAUGCUGCGUCAUAUAUACACAACUAUGAAGGUAAGAAAACGACUAUUAACUGACUAACUAAAGCUAGCUAAUGUCAAAUGCUAACUGUUAGCUUCCGUUGUACAAGUUUAGCGGUAGCUACUAUAUUAACGUUAUCUAACCCGUCUGUUGGUAACGUUGUGUCCUUUAUCUGUUCCUAAUAUUGCUAUACAAUAUUAUAAUGUGAUUUCUUACCCAACGUUUUAUUUUAGCCAUAGCUAUUUUGAUGUAUUGUGUUAACCAAUCCUAAUGUUGUUUUAGAUACUGUUAUGAGUUUACAAACGUAACUUAACGUUAUGUAGCUACCUGAAGUUACUACCGACGUAUGAAGUAACAUCUGUAAGAUGUGUCUAUGUGAGUAAUACAGAUAUAACGGUAAUGAGAAUUGUAUUUUUUUUUCAUUCAGUGUCCAAUAAAGACAGGCUCUCAGGGCAGGUCAGCGUCAGAGCCCUGUGCUACAGGUCAAUGAGGAAGAGUGAGACACCACACAGUGUCAAGCUUCGCGAUUCAUCACCAGUUGUGGUGACUCACAAACAAUGCUCCUGUGUGGCAGGCACUGUUGUGUGUAGUCAUACAGUAGCAUUGCUGUUUCAAACAGCACAUUACUCCCAGCUCAAGAUUCCAGUUGUGCCCCAUGUGCAUAGCUGCACAGAAUCUGAGCAGCAAUGGCACAAACUGCGAACAAUGGGUGUGAGGCCAGGACCCAUCAAAUCCAUGGUCUUCACUAAGCCAGUACCAAACAGGAUGGUGCAGACUGGAGUGAGGAGUGGAUGCUACAGAGGUAUGGUGGUUCCCUUACCAGAACCCUGCAUGUUCAGAAUUGAGGAGGCAUAUGCAAAAUUCAGCAUUGAGGACAGGCCACUAGUGACCACGAUGAACAUGGGACCUGACAAGCCCCUUGUGGAAAGCGCCUUUGGGCUGGUGCAGAGGGGCAGCAUUCUUUCUUAUCAGAAGCCAGCACUGACAUCCCGGUAUAUCACACUUCACCAUGACGUACCACCAACACCACACUUGCCUCUUGAGGAUUACAACAUCUUGCCAUCUGACUGUGUGUUUGUGUGCUCUGAAGAGGAGCUACUACAUCUCAGCAGCUUGACGAUGGAGAUGGCUCACAAAAUUGAGGAAGCUACACGUGAGCAAAGCUCUUGCUCUGAGUGGUAUCUGCUCCGCCGACCAAGGGUGACUGCCUCUAGGUUUUGAGAGGUGUGUCACGUCAGAGGCCAGAGCUCUGCAGAGUCACUUGCAGAGCGCAUAUUAAAGGGAACAAAGCAGACAGCAGACAUGAGGAAGGGUGCUGAGAUGGAGCCUGCAGUAGCAGCUGAGUACAGUCGGCUAGUGAAUGUUAAUUACGCACCUUGUGGUCUUUUCAUUCACCCAACUACCCUCUGGCUUGCUGCUUCCCCUGAUGGUGUUGUUUUUGACCCCACUGAAUACCCCCAAUUGGACUUGUUGAAUUCAAAUGCCCAAAUGUGCACAACUUUAUUGAGUGCAAGUAUGUGCAGCUGGAACGUGGUUCCCCUCAACUAAAGAAGAGCCAUGCGUACUACUGGCAAGUGCAAGGACAGCUGCUCAUCACAGGGAUGCAGUGGUGCGACUUUGUUGUGUGGGCGCAGGAGGACUACCUUGUGCAACAAAUAUAUGUAGAUCCAGAAGUUCAGAGUGCAAUCAGAGAAAAAGCGGACCAUUUCUUUUUCUACACAUGCAUGCCAAAAUACCUCUGUCUGAAAAAUGAACGAUGAAAACAUGAGCAAAACCAAAGCUGCAUCCUAACUCUCAUACCAUGCACUACAUACAUAUCCAAAAUGUGUCCUAUUGUUCAAUUUACUUUUGUGUUAAUAAAUGGUAUUAAGGAUGCACAAUGAACAUUGUGGCCGUUAAAUUAUUGGCCGAUAAAGGUUUAUCACAGCUAUGUUGGUAUCAUAUCCUUGUAUAUUAGCUGAUAAAUAUCAGUUAUUAAAACAUCUGAUUUAAUGAAACUUAACUGGUCCUUUUUUGUAAUAGUGAUGUCUGUUCAAGUUGGUUUGUUCAGAGAAAUGGAAUAUAACCAUCUGUCUUUGUUCACUACAUCUGGGCCUAUUGUUACGAAAUAUUUCUUUUUAAAAUACAAAUGUGAAAUGAUUAUCUUGUUGGUAUUGGUCAUGAGAAGCACAUUGUUAUCCAUAAUUGUAUUGGAUGAAAAAAAUGUACAUCAUUUAGCUUUAAGUAGUAGCUUUUUAGAAACACUGCUCAGUGUGCAUCACAUUUCUUCCUGAGAGCCUCCUUGCCAGUUGGAGUUGUGUAACUGUGGUACCUAUGCCAGUGACUAAUUUUAAAAAUAUUUAGCUCCUGGAAAUUAUCUGUUAUGUUGUUAUUGUCACUACUACAUUGUAUUGAGGGAUAUUUAUGCCACAUGUUAUGGAUUGGACAUAUUGAAAAUCUCACAUACAGUUUUAGCUUCUGAAUAGCAUGUUGAUGUUGUAUUUCAAACACUUUUUCAGAUUCUUAAAUAAAUACUUGAAUGCCAAAAAUAUGAAGAAAAAAAGAUUUUAUUCAUGGCAAAGACAAUAUUAUGACUUGUUUGUUUUCUUAAAGCACUUCACUUGUGGGGAAUUAAUAAAACAUGUCAUAUUAACAAUGAUAAUAAGUG